Molecule: messenger RNA, 1638 nt
Organism: Megalopta genalis
Lineage: Eukaryota; Metazoa; Arthropoda; Insecta; Hymenoptera; Halictidae
Product: Arylalkylamine N-acetyltransferase-like 7
Molecular function (GO): N-acetyltransferase activity
Source: RefSeq, a predicted model, not a curated record
UAUGAGCUCUCCCUACUAAGGGUGAUGCGCGCGUGGAAAAUCCUUUCAGUGCGCGGAAAAUUCGUGCCGUGUCCACCCCAAAGAUGUCGUCUGAUCAUUUAACGGCCGUUAAAGUUCCGGAAAAUCGCUUCGACGAGGCGAUCCAUCACUUGAAAUGGAACUUUUUCUCCGACGAGCCGCUGAACCGCGCGGUAGAUCUCUGCGAUAAGGGCGAGAGCCAGUUUGAGCUCGAGAGACAUUGUCUGCUCACUUUAAAGCAGGGAUACUCGAGGAUGCUGGUGGAUCAGAAUGGGACGAUAGCAGGCAUGGCCUUGAACGGUAUUUUGAAGAAGGGAGAACGCGAGGAAGCUGAACGUCGGCUCACCGAAUUGAGCGACGAAAAGUUCAAAAUAAUAUUCGGACUCCUCUACAAGGUCAACGAGAAGGUCGACCUCUUUACCAAGUAUAAUGUCGACGAGUUGUUCGAGUGCCGCAUCCUCAGCGUAGAUGAGAACUUCCGUGGGAGAGGUCUGGCGAACAUUCUGAUGGCGGACAGUAUAGAGACAGCGAAAAAUGCCGGCUUCAAGGUGUUCAAAGCGGACGCUACGGGGAUGUUUUCCCAAAAGGUGUGCUUGAAACACGGUUUCGAGGUGGAGGCAGAGAUCUCGUACACGGAGCUGGACGAGUCGAUCAGACCGGCUCCGCCCCAUCAAGCCUUGAAGCUGAUGGUAAAAGUGUUGAAUUAAAGAAAGAAAGGCGAACGAACGAAAAUCGUGCGACACUAUUACGAGAAAUCUUCGCCAAGCAGAAAAAUCUUACGAAAGAAAACACCGUAGAGUAAAACUAUGUGUAUCGUUACGCGACAAUAACAGCUCUCUAAUGUCUAAUGUAUGUUCGUCUCAAAGACGUUUUCCAGAAGUAAAUCAUUAUUCUUAACAACGGGAAGCGGGAUCGCGUGUCUUGCGUAGAGAGUGUUAAACAAAAAUUCAAGGCACCGGUGUCUCUGCUCGCUCUUUCUCUUCCUCUGUAUCUCGGACGAUGUGUUGUUACGCGAAAAAGAAAAACAGGAAAACCGAAGGGGGGAAAAAAAAAGAUGAAACUAAAACGAAACACAGUAAGAGGAUCUAUGUUUAGAGUUUCGUUCGCUGAACUUUUGUUCCGCAUUCUGUUCGUUGCAAACGAACCGACUCUACGAGGCUGGUCGUUCUGGCUCGCGAUGCCGACGAUAAUACGAAAUCAAAUUUUUAUGUUUGUACAGUCCGUGGACGACGAGGAAAACGAAAAUCGCGUGUCAAAUGUUAUAGUUUGACGAUUUGUUGCGUCUUCAACUACAUUCUGCAGCUCGCUGUUGGGACAAAUUGAAAGUAUAUUGUAUACGUACGGUACACGAGCCGUCAAGAUUUUUUGAAGUUUCGUGUACGAAUUUUUUUACAGCCGUCGUAGGAUCCACGAUUUCUGGAUCCGUCUGUAACAAUUGAUCGAAUACAAGUGAUUUAAUAACUCAUGGUUUCAGGAAUUAUGGAUAACGGGUCCAUUAUGAGUAUAAACUAAAAAAAAAAAGUGACAAGGAAUAUUUUUGUUGAUAUCACAUGUUACGAAAAUAUAUUACAAGUUAUUUUGUAAGAAUAUCCGCCAAAUAAAUAUUACAGUUUAUAAUUA